Nelumbo nucifera (sacred lotus) is the source of this 1714-nucleotide messenger RNA. Its product is annotated as Core-2/I-branching beta-1,6-N-acetylglucosaminyltransferase family protein. Gene Ontology annotation, molecular function: glucuronosyltransferase activity. The record is from RefSeq and is a predicted model, not a curated record. Gene Ontology annotation, cellular component: membrane. Lineage: Eukaryota; Viridiplantae; Streptophyta; Magnoliopsida; Proteales; Nelumbonaceae.
UGGGGGUGUUCAGAGGAUAAAGGGAACCGAAUCAGGUGGGGGUGAUCUCAACUACCAUUAGCUCCAUCCUCUUCGCCCAAAUUUCUGUUGCAACCACCUGAGUGGGAGAGAGCAACAGCAGCCUCAAAUGUAGAGGAACAACCUCGAAGAAGAAAAAUGCUAAGCGCAACAUUACCCACCACCGCCACCGGCACCACCACCAGCAAAGAGGCCCGAAAUCUCUACUGCCUCUUAGCCACCUCUCUGCUUUCUCUACUCUUUAUCCUCUCCUUUUCUUCGUCUACCAACCCCGCUUCUUCUUCUUCUUCAUCUGGGUCUUCUCCAUUCGCCUUAUCCUCGCAUCAUCUUCAACAACAACAGCCCAAUUCGCUCACCCCAACACCCCCUUCAAUUGCCUACUUCAUCACGGGCUCCAAUGGCGACUCCGAGCGCAUACUUCGGCUCCUCUUCGCCAUUUAUCACCCAAGAAACCAAUACCUGCUCCACCUCGAUCUCACCGCUAAUCAGUCCCAACGUCACCAGCUCGCUCUCUCUGUACAAUCCGUCCCCAUCUUCCGUGCCGUUCAGAAUGUCAACGUCGUUGGCAAAGCCGAUUUUGCUUACUCCCGUGGGUCCUCCGCCAUUUCCUCUACUCUCCAUGGUGCUGCCAUUCUGCUCCGCUUCUCUUCCAGUUGGGAUUGGUUCAUUAACCUCUCUGCUGCAGACUACCCUCUCGUCACCCAAGAUGAUCUACUCCACAUAUUGUCGUUCUUGCCAAAAGAUCUAAAUUUUGUAAAUCAUACCAGUCGCAUUGGGUGGAGAGAAUCUCGGAGAAUGAAACCCAUUAUUGUUGAUCCUGGUCUUUAUCUUUCCGCUAAGAGCGACAUAUUUUACGUUACACAGAAGCGGGAGUUGCCGCAAGCUUAUAGAUUGUUCACAGGUUCAGCAUCUGCUAUUCUAAGUCGCAAGUUUGUGGAGUUCUGUAUCUUGGGUUCAGACAAUCUACCAAGGGUUCUACUCAUGUUCUUCUCAAAUAUGCCUUCAUCACUUGCCAGCUACUUCCAAACCGUACUGUGUAACUCUCAGGAGUUCAAAAAGACAACAGUCAACCACAACCUGCAAUAUGUGUCAUGGGAUAAGCCCCCCAGACAGGAGCCAUGCAUUCUUACUCUUAAUGACUUUGAUGAGAUGAUUCACAGUGGAGCAGCCUUUGGUAGUCAAUUCCUCCAAAAUGAUCCAGUUCUUGACCGCAUCGAUGAAGAGAUCUUGAACCGUACUGCUGGUAAGAUCAUCCCUGGAGGUUGGUGUAUAAGUGACUCCAAUAAUGAUCCAUGUACAGUUUGGGGAGACACAGCUGUGCUCAGGCCUGGUCCAGGGGCCAAAAGACUUGAAAAACGAAUUGUUGAAUUGCUCUCAAAUGGUACAUUACAUGUUAAUCAAUGUUCUGAAACCCUGACCGAGGAGGAUAGUCAGACUGCCCAGAAUGUCACCUCGGACCAAAACUCGGUUGACUGAAUAGGCAGUUGUUUUAAUAAAGGAUUAACCAAUACUUCAAAAUGUCUGAAAAUUAGCGUUUUUUCCUCGGUUUAUAAUAUUUUUACUUUAUAAUUAUAGGGUUUUUCCUUCUUUUGUCUUUCCUAUUCAUACAGUUGGGUGGUUGGGUUGGGCGGUCAGAUUAUGAUCCACAUGCUUUAGCAGGUCAACAUUGGUUCCAAUUAAUGCACACUUGAGCGUC